GUUUGCGGCUGACGGCACAGACUGCGCCGAACGCUGUUUCGCACAUUCGGCCUCGUCCAGAGCGUCGCACUCUUCUUCAGCGCACUCUUCUUCAGUGCACUCUUCUUCAGUCCAGCCCGCUGUGGCGCGGUUAUCACCCGCGGCCACGAUCCCGCCUCGUGCUUUGAAACCCCUCCACAUAGUCUCGCAACUGUCUUGCGCCCUCGUCUGCACCUUCCCGCGCGACAACCUAAGCUUGCUGCCUACCCCGCUGCGACCCAAAUCAACGUCCUCAACUCUUUGCGCUUGCUCUCCUGAAUGGAAGUCCAGCAUCUUCAGCAAACAUCAUGAACGGCAUGCAACGGUUUCUCAGCCGUCGCGAGAAGCACCAAGCUGAGAAGCGCAAGUCCAAGGAAGCUGCCCGCAACAAAUCAAAGCCCGGCCAGCCAGUGUCCUCCAACCUAUACAAGAUAUUCACCAACGAAGAAUCGAAGACGAUCGCCGACAAAGAUGGCUCUAAGAACGUCACAAUGCUGCUUUCACGACUGCAGAGUGCAGGCAUAACAAGACUGGGAAAGGAGCAGGCCGAGCAUGCACUGGAAUGGUACCCUGACGAUAUCGACAAAGCCUACGACAUCUUGGUGCUUGUAAACGAAUCGAUCGAGGGCGAGCUGAAGGACUACGACCCCAAUGUCAAGAUGGUGGGUGCGAUCAACAGGAAUAUGGUCACAUGUUACUUGGACGCUCUGCUCUUCGCCAUGUUUGCAAGACUGGACGCUUUCGAAGCAAUGUUGUUCGACAGCUUUGACGAUGAGCCAAGGAAGAAGCUUGCAGCUAUAUUGCGACUAUGGGUAAAUCUACUCAGGACUGGACGCCUCAUCAAAGUUGAGCUCACAAAGCACCUCCAGGGUGCGUUGGCAGAGUGUGGGUGGGAAGAUGCUGCCAACGUCUGUCAACAAGAUGCUUCCGAAGCCUUCACCUUCAUCACCGGUGCUCUUGAAUUACCGCUGCUCACCUUGAAGAUGGACAUCUAUCACACCGGCCGAGAAGACAAGGAAGACGACCACAAGUUCGUCAACGAGCGAUUGCUGGAAGUAGCUAUUCCGGAGCAGGAAGGCGAAGGCACCAUCACAUUGGAAGAUUGUCUGGAGACGUACUUCAACAAUCGAAUCGAAGUGAAGCGAUUCCUGCAACGACAAAACACAAUAGGAUCAGUGAGGUCCACAGAUUGUGAGACAGUGGACGGGAACCCAGAGAAGAACGAGACUAUCCACGUAGAAAGCGUCGAGCUAUUGGGUCCGGAGUCACCGAUAGUGUCCACCCCGAUAUCGAUGGCACCAUCCUCUCCCUUAAAGCCUGUUCGACCAGCUCUUGACGAGCGCCGGCGCGCGGACAGUAUCUUUAGCCAGAGAUUCAAGGAUUCAGAGGAUAAGAAGUUUGACGAGAAGAAGCACCUGGAUGAUAUGUGGAACAACAGCUCCAGCGGGAGACCGCGGUCAGCGUCACUCCUUAGAAAGGAGGUUCUGAUGCCGGCGUGGCAGUUCUUCAGUCUCAUUCCCUGGUAUACAGACAACGUUCCUAGCACAGACGCUCAGGUUGCGGCGCACUUCUCGGCUCGACGCCCGGUUCUCGGAAUCUGUCUGAAGCGUUACUCUAUGACUCUACAUGGCACACCAAAACGUCUCAACACAUACAUCGACAUCCCGCUCGAGAUUGCCCUACCACAUUUCGUCUCCGAUGACAAGAUGACGGAAGAAGGUCCACUCUUUGGCAAUUUCAAGCUGGUAUUGCAAUCGGUCGUGUGUCAUCGUGGCGUCUCCGUCGACUCCGGACAUUACAUUUCGCUCGUCCGUGCGAAUUCUCACGAACGACCAGGCACCUCGCAAUCCGAGGAAGACGAUACUACAGGAGCUUGGCUAAGAUUUGACGAUUUAUCAAAUCCGCGUGUCACUGAUAUCGACAUCAAGCGAGCGUUGCGGGAAGAGUCGCCGUACCUCUUGUUCUACCAAGUCCAGCCGAUAGAUGACGAGCUAGCAUCGAGAGGCGAUCCUCCUACCUACGCUGAAGCGCAGUCCCGGGUCAUCUCAUCUGUUCAAUCCAGAGAGACACUGAUCUCAUCGCCAGAAGCCGGCGUUACGGAUGCGGAAAGCGGCGGAGAGUGGGACAGAAUAAAGCCAACGGACGUGCAUCCUGAAUCGGUCAUCUCAGACGAACCGAUCGGUCGCGCCAGCAUGUCCAGCAACCGACGCAGCAGUGUGGCAUUCGACGACCUUGAGAGCGUGUCGCGCGGUCGAACUGCGCCUCACACUCCCGCAGACGAGUCGAAAACUGGUUUCUUGUCAGCUUCACGUCGUGGGUCGCGGACAUGGCUGGGCGGCACAAAGAGUCGACCGACCAGUCAGAGUGGCGAAGGACGGCUGUCUCUGACUCUGUCGAGACUGACGGGUCGCGGCAGCAAGGACAAGCUCACUAUUGCUGAAGCUGGCUCUGCCGAAGACCCAGUCAUUGUCAUCAACUCGGUCGAAAGUCAGGACCAUACACCUCCGGAGGAUAACAGCCCAGCCAAAGAGCAGAAAGAGUCGGCUCUCUCGCGCAAGAAGAGUAAGAAGGGGAAGAAAGACCAUCACAGGAGCAAGAGCAGGGACCCUCUGGGCGAGCAUUCAGAGAAGAGCAAACAUAAAGACAAGAGUCGCCCUGACAGGGAGUGCUCUGUCAUGUGAGAAGCUGGGAGGAUUCUAUACUAUACUGGGUAGAGUCGGUUGUUGCAUUUGUCUCUUGCAUAGCAUUUGCAUUACUUCAUUCUUCGACUGCCUCAGCACGGGCAUCUCGGAGACGGUUGACUGAGUUAGCGAGGCGUUUCUUGGGCAUACACAUGGGUAUCUGGGACUUUCUCUGUAC
Macroventuria anomochaeta is the source of this 2877-nucleotide messenger RNA. Its product is annotated as ubiquitin C-terminal hydrolase family protein. The record is from RefSeq and is a predicted model, not a curated record. The coding region runs from base 327 to 2699 and encodes 790 amino acids. Gene Ontology annotation, biological process: protein deubiquitination. Gene Ontology annotation, cellular component: cytosol; nucleus. NCBI's taxonomy places the organism in Eukaryota, Fungi, Ascomycota, Dothideomycetes, Pleosporales, Didymellaceae. The transcript has 5 exons. Gene Ontology annotation, molecular function: cysteine-type deubiquitinase activity; cysteine-type endopeptidase activity.